This is a messenger RNA of Oncorhynchus gorbuscha (pink salmon), 891 nucleotides long. RefSeq names its product tumor necrosis factor ligand superfamily member 14-like. Gene Ontology annotation, molecular function: tumor necrosis factor receptor binding. Gene Ontology annotation, cellular component: membrane. The transcript has 8 exons. The coding region runs from base 1 to 744 and encodes 247 amino acids. Gene Ontology annotation, biological process: immune response. NCBI's taxonomy places the organism in Eukaryota, Metazoa, Chordata, Actinopteri, Salmoniformes, Salmonidae. The record is from RefSeq and is a predicted model, not a curated record.
AUGAUAACCACAGUGUUCGUGGUGGACAGCCAGGCGAGCUACACCCCCUUGCCCAGCAGGAGGCACUUUAGGUGGGGAGGGAUCGGCCCGAGAGCCCUUCAGCUCCUGGUGGGUCUUGCGCUGGUGGGGAUCGUCAUGGAAGCCGGCUUCAUCGUGCACUUGUACAACAGGACAGGGGCCCUCAUCAAUGUUCAAUCCUUUAUCCAGAGGAGUGGCUCAGCUCAGGGUCUGACUGGAUCUGAAGAGACCAAUGAGAUUUUAGUCAAGCCUACGAGGUGGAAAUUCCCACCUGAGAUCCAACAGAAACCCUCAGCACACUUGAUAGGCUCCUCCCUGUCAGUGGGUGAGGAUAGUGUUGUUCAGUGGGAAUCAGACAAGGGCCUGUCUGCCUUCACAGAUCAGAUGGACUACAAAGAUGGCCGCCUGGUAGCACAGAGGAAAGGGCACUACUAUGUCUACUCCAAAGUGCACUUCGUUGAAGACUGCUUUCUGUUCAAACACAAGGUGAUGAGGAUCACCGAGGGUUACAAAAACAAACCACUUGUGUUGAUGAAAGCUAACAGGUUCCAUUGUCCUUCCCAGGAUUCCAGACCGAAAAAGAUUUCUCAUCAGAAUCUUCUGAACAGCUACCUGGGCGGAGUCUUUCGUCUGUUGCCUGGAGACAUCAUCUACGUAACCGUGGACAACGGGACGCUGCUGAGACUUGGAGCUGAAGAUAAUUUCAUGGGGGCAUUCAUGAUUUAGGAGACGUGUAGUGUUUCUCAAUCCUGGUCCUGGGGACCCAAAAGGGUACAAAAACCUGCGGAGGAGUUGAUUACUUGAACUGUGGGAGUACUACAAUCAACAGCACCAGGACCAGGACUGAGAAACACUGGACUGGUACUACAAUCA